GAUGACGUUUCGCGCGGCAGACACACGAACCGAGACAGACCGGACCGACAGACAGACAGACCAACCGACAGACAGAUAACGAAAGAAAGAAGAGGAUCGGCUGUCGAUUAAUUAAACGCAGUGCGUUCAAAUCAGAGUCGAUAAACUGUUAUACUGUAAUAAAUAUAAGAAACCGUUUGUUUUCCUUGUGCGCUUUAAACAAUAUUUUCAUAACGAAUACGUGAGUUAAUUAACGGUGGUGUUGUUGUUGUUGCUGUUAUUAUUAUUGUUGUCACCGUUGUGCUAUGUACAAGUUUCUAUUUCGCAAAAUCGUAAACAAAACCAAGAACAAGCAAAUCAAAGAUGAGCUGAAGGAUGUCGUUGCGGGAAUGGAGGCGCUCGAUGUGCCUGAAGACAGGCAAACCAACAAGGAUAAACAGAUGUCCAUCGGACGCAAGAAGUUCAACAUGGAUCCCAAAAAAGGCAUUGAGUAUCUCGUGGAGAAUCGACUGUUACGUCACGAUCCGCAGGAUGUGGCGCAUUUCCUCUACAAGGGCGAGGGCCUGAACAAAACGGCAAUAGGCGAUUACCUCGGCGAGAAAAACGAUUUCAACGAGGAUGUGCUGAAGGCAUUUGUGGCCCUGCACGAUUUCACCAAUCUAAUACUGGUGCAAGCACUGAGGCAAUUCCUGUGGUCAUUUCGGUUACCCGGCGAGGCCCAAAAGAUCGAUCGCAUGAUGGAGACAUUUGCGCAACGCUAUUGCCAAUUAAAUCCGGAUAUCUUCACCAAUACGGAUACCUGCUAUGUGCUCAGCUUUGCCAUUAUCAUGCUCAAUACAUCACUGCACAAUCCAUCGGUCAAGGACAAACCCACCGUUGAGCAAUUCAUUUCGAUGAAUCGUGGCAUCAACAACGGCGGUGAUUUGCCACGCGGUCUGCUCGAAUCGCUCUACGAGUCCAUACGCACAGAACCCUUCAAAAUACCCCAAGACGAUGGCAACGAUCUGAUGCACACCUUCUUCAAUCCCGACAAGGAGGGCUGGCUGUGGAAGCAGGGCGGCAGAUACAAAUCGUGGAAGCGACGCUGGUUCAUAUUGAACGAUAAUUGCCUGUACUAUUUCGAGUAUACCACGGAUAAGGAACCGCGUGGCAUAAUACCGCUGGAGAAUAUAUCGGUGCGCGAGAUACCGGAUCGCAGUAAGCCGCAUUGUUUCGAACUAUUUGCCAGCGGCGGCGCCGAUAUCAUCAAGGCAUGCAAGACUGACUCCGAGGGCAAGGUGGUGGAGGGUAAACAUACGGUAUAUCGCAUGUCUGCCGCAACAGAGGAGGAUCAACAGGAGUGGAUAAAGCGCCUGACGCAAUCCAUCAGCCACAAUCCGUUCUACGAUAUUCUGGUACAAAGAAAAAAGAAGGCGCUCAGCAAGAGUUAAUAUUAAAUCGGUGCUGGCCGAGACACGCCUACAUUUUGGGGUGUGUGUUACUCCUGUAUUGGAUCUCAGUGGAACAUUGCGGCGCGCAAGCGUGUGUCCUUGCUUAUGUAUGUGUGGGUGUCUGAGUGUGUGUGCGUAGCUGUAUUAACAAUAAUCUCGCUGUAUGUGUGUGUGUGUGUAUGCUGUAUGCUGUAUGCUUGUGUAUAUUUAUGUGUAUGUACAUGUGUGCUAUCAAACUCCAAAUGUUGUACUAAGCCCAACGUUUUGUAUAUAAGUAUCAAUAGUGUAAUAUGUUUAAUUUAAUUUUGUAGUCUGCGUGCAGCCCUCUCCUUUUGCCUUUUUGUUAAUUAGUCGAGACUCAAAAGCAGCACAUCACACACCCACACACUCACACAACCCACCCACACACACACAUACACACUCACACACGAACUUUGUCUCUAUUGUUGUGAUAUAAUUUAUUUACAUUAAGCUGAAAACAAAUUAAAAAUACAAAACAAAAAAAAAUCGAAACAAAAAUGGCAUCAAAAAUAUUAUUAUGUAAAUUCUAAAGAAAUACAAUUUUCAAUUAGUGCAAAUUAUGUUAUUAUAAGUCUAUGCAUAUGUCUUCAACCUAGCAUUAGCAUUUGAGAGUUGCCCUCAAAUCCCCUCUUCCCCGCCCGCCCUCUAUAUAGUUUACUAUUAUGGCCAGUAUCCUUAGUGCUAUGAAACAUAUCCCAGACGCCUAAUUUUGCUUGGCAAUUAUUAUACAAAAAAUUACACAAAAAAUUACACAAAUGCCUUUCGAAAACUUUAUUUCAAAACAUCGAAAAUUGAAGACUCUUAACAAAGUAAAAAACAAAACAACAAAAAAUCAAAUUAUGGUGUAAGAGACUAUGAAAAUUAACAUGGACAAUACAAUCAUGCAUUUCACCUAUGGAAAUGUUUCCAGCUAAUAAGUUAUAUUGAUAGAGUUUAAGCUCAGCUCCAAUGUUUCAUUAGAUAGUGCUGAAGUCAACCAAAUAUCUGACAACGACUGAGUAGAGUUUCGUUCAUUGAGGAUACAUUCAUAUUUCGAAAUGGUUUUGUAUUGUAUUGUGUUUUGUUAAUUUGAUCAGUUAGAAACGAACCAACCGCAAAGUGUUCCUGCCAAAAUGAGAAGAGUAAUCGUAUAAUUGUAAAAUUGAAAAAAAAGAGAAAAAAACAAAUAAAUGUUAAUUAAAUAAUCAAUUUGAUUGUAAAUUCCUUAAGCCAAAAAAUUAUAUAUGCUUGCAGCACCUUGUAAUUUUAUCGUUCAUAAAACUUCAUUGUAUAUCUGUGAUAUACAUAUAUAUGAAGUCUGGCCUAUUUUGUUUCAACACCAUCUGAGCCAUCAAAAUCGAUUUUUUCUCCAUCAUUUAGUAUACUUAUGGAUGUUUGUUAAGGCGCAGUUGUAAUAGCUCAAAGAAUAAUGAAAGGAAAAACCAAUCUAAAUAAGAGUCCCAAAUCUUUUUGCAAUAUUAUUAAUAAACUACACUAUUAUCAA
Drosophila grimshawi is the source of this 2913-nucleotide messenger RNA. It is a transcript of the gene step, whose product is annotated as cytohesin-1. The record is from RefSeq and is a predicted model, not a curated record. Gene Ontology annotation, molecular function: guanyl-nucleotide exchange factor activity. The transcript is spliced from 8 exons. Gene Ontology annotation, biological process: regulation of ARF protein signal transduction. Bases 285 to 1409 code for a protein of 374 amino acids. NCBI's taxonomy places the organism in Eukaryota, Metazoa, Arthropoda, Insecta, Diptera, Drosophilidae.